Messenger RNA from Talaromyces amestolkiae, 468 nucleotides. RefSeq lists its product as uncharacterized. The coding region runs from base 1 to 468 and encodes 155 amino acids. The transcript has 2 exons. The record is from RefSeq and is a predicted model, not a curated record. Lineage: Eukaryota; Fungi; Ascomycota; Eurotiomycetes; Eurotiales; Trichocomaceae.
AUGCCGACACCCUGGGACAAGAACCUCCCGAACGCAUGCUCAGAGCCUCAAGUCAUGAAACCGGAAGAUCUUCUUUUUUGGGUAAAAAUUGAUGAGGAGCAACGUGCCAUCGAUAAGGAUUACAUUACUAUCAUUGACCUCCGUGGCGCUGAUAAUAAGGGAGGAAUCAUCCCUUAUGCGCUAAACAUCCCUGCGGAGAACUUUUUCCAAUGCAUGAUUCCGGUCUUCAAAAUGAUUGCGGCCGCCAAUAUCACUCAAGUUUGCUUCUGUGACGCAUCAUCAGACGGCAGGGCGAAACGUAUGGGGGGACUGUUCCAAGAUUUCGGCGGCAGAAUGAAAGAUGUGGGUUACCAAAUGGGAGAUAUAACUACUUAUGAGCUCGAAGGAGGAAUGGAAGCAUGGGUCGCGGCUGGGGAGGAAUAUACAGAGUGGUUGAAUGAUUACGAUCCAGCUGCGUGGAAAAAGUAG